Molecule: messenger RNA, 667 nt
Organism: Atta colombica
Lineage: Eukaryota; Metazoa; Arthropoda; Insecta; Hymenoptera; Formicidae
Product: venom allergen 4-like
Exons: 5
Coding region: 10-495 (161 amino acids)
Source: RefSeq, a predicted model, not a curated record
UACUUCUCAAUGUACUACAAAAGAGUCUCUCGUAAUCUUCUAUAUGCGUCUAUUAGAAAAUUUAAAAAAAUGAAGAUUUCUAUACUUUUCAUGUGCCUGCUAGCCGUAGCUUAUGCAACAGAAUCAGCAAUUCAUAACCAUAAAUUGUUUUGUCGUGAUUUGGAAUACUGUUCGAAGGAAUUGCGAACGUGCAGAGAUGUACCGUGCACUGUCUUGAUAGAUGUUCACGUAUGGUAUUGUAUACUGAAAGAAGCUGGCGUGAUUAAACAAAAUCAAAUAAUCAGAGAAGAAGGUAUUAAAUAUUGCAUGUCUAUUUUGGAUAAAAAGGAUUGGAAUAUUUGUCACACAAAAGUUGUGGACUGCCUAGAUAAUGAAUAUAGAAAGCUAGGAUCCAACAUAAAGGAGAACGACAAAGCCUACUGUCAGAUAACAUGUAUUAUACUAAAGGGUGUGGUGGAUAAGAUUAAGCAAUGUAACAUAAAGAAGAAUGAAUAAAAAAAAUUAUUUGCCAAAAAUAUUAACAUCACUAAUCAUAUAAUUUUAACUUUAUACAAAUAUUGUGUAUGAAAUAAUUAUUUGUACAUUUACUCUACGGUGUCUCUGUAAUUAUCGUAGUUAUUAAAUUAGAAUCAAUAUGUUGCACUAACAAUAAAACAUCAUGCAUAAU